Thelazia callipaeda (thelaziosis nematode) is the source of this 2118-nucleotide messenger RNA. The record is from the annotation of a GenBank genome assembly. NCBI's taxonomy places the organism in Eukaryota, Metazoa, Nematoda, Chromadorea, Rhabditida, Thelaziidae.
AUGUCUGAAAUAAUAUCAAAGCUGAGAUACUCACGUUUUCGUCACGUGUAUUCUAAAAGUGUACGACGCAGCGAGUGGUAUGAUACGGGCGCUGGACACGGACUGGCAGUGGCUGCCAAUCCAAAAAUGAUUGCAUUAGCGAUUGAUGUUCCCGCAGGGGGCAUUGUGCAAGUUGCAAAGCUAUAUCAUAUGGGAAGGGGACGGAUGGAAGUGGGCAAAAUUAAAGACCAUGAAGGUGCAGUAUGUGAUGUGAAAUGGAAUCCUUUUAAUGACAAUGUUUUGGCUACUGGAUCACAAGAUGCUACAGUGCGCAUUUGGCAUAUUGAUGAUAUGCUUAGGAUUCACUGUCUACGGAUAUGUCGAGAGCAUUCUCGACGUGUUCACACGGUUGAAUGGCACUGUACAGUUGAUAACGCGGUGUUUUCAGCAUCAUUAGACGGUCGAGUAGUGUUGUGGAAUAUUGAAACAGAUCAAGUUGUGUACAAAAUUGAGGAUUGCUAUGCUGUGUCAAUUAGUUUAAGUUAUAAUUGCUCCGAAUUGGCAUUGAUAACAAGAUCACGCGAAUUAUCAAUUUAUGAUGCGCGCACGGGUGAAAAACAGCGUAAUACGCAGGUUGUUCAUGGUGGUACUAUGCUUUCAAGAGUUUUGUUCCACGGAAUACCUGGCAAAGAUAGACAUGAACGUGUAAUUACAACCGGUAGUUCUCGAAGUACCAGACGACAAGUAGCAAUCUACGACUGUCAAACUUUGGAUUCCCCUCUUGCAGUAGUUGAUGUUGAUGGUGGUUCGGGAUUGCUUAUACCAAUUAUUGAUAAUGAUCUCAAUAUGCUGUAUAUUGCUGGAAAAGGGGAUGCAAAUAUUCGGUUUUAUGAAUUAUUAAAUGAAGCACCAUUUAUCUCAUACUUAAACGAAUCUUCGGGUACUAAAGCACAUACAACAGUAUGUUCACUCCCCAAACGUGGCUUAAAUAUUCUUCAGUGCGAGAUUAUGCGUAUAUUUAGAGUAGAUGCUGAACAGCUAGUCAUCGAGCCAUUAUCAUUUUUUGUUCCAAGAAGAGCUGAUGGAUUUCAAGCUGAUUUAUUUCCAGCUACACGUUCACCUACUCCUUCGUUAACUUUCCGAGAAUGGCAUGCUGGAUUGAGUCGAGAGCCCAUAAUGCUUGAAUUAAAAGAUUGCCUUCUGAAUUGUACCAAUAAACCAGUAACUUUUGCUAGGGAAAGUAAUCGAACUAAACUAAUGAUUGCUGAUGUUAACAACGAUCGAAAGUUUCGCUUCUUAUCACAGGUAACAAAGCCUGAUUAUCGAGAGGUAACUGAUCGAGAAGAUCGUGAAGAGUUGCUUAAAGUAGAAAGAAUUAAGGCAAAACUCGCAGCUGAAGCAGCGGCAGAGAUUGACAAGGAAUAUACUGUAAAUAAUGAGAUAAGCAAAUCAAAUGGAGUAGUGCACAUUGGAAGAGAAAACAGUGAAAAUAAUCAAAGUAGGCCUAUCAGUUUUAUCGCUUCAAGUAGUGUAACAGGUGAUCAAGCUGAUAUGAUCACACUGAGUGACAAAAAUUGGUCGUUAAGUCCUCGGAUUGCUGGAGUUGUCGAUCGAACGCUAUCACAUCUUUCUAUGAAAUCUUCAAAUGGUAUAGCAUCAAAAAUCAGUUCUACACGAAGUAUUUCGACGGAUGAACGAUCUAUAACAGAGCAUUCUAUUCGAGAUCAAGACGUGCUGAUAAAGCCAGUACAACGCUAUAGUUCUCCAAUCUCAUGUAAAUCAAGUAUGGGGGCGAUUAGAAUUGAAGAAAGGCAACAAGGCGAUAGCACAUCCAAUGCUGGAGAUGGUUUUUCUGAAGAAGCUAUGGAAAAUGUUCUGAGGGAAAUGGAUCGCGAAUUAUACCAGUGUCGAAGCAGAUGUGAGCAGCUGGAAAAAAUUGUUCAACUACAACAGAUAUUGAGGAAGAUAUUGAGAACGUACAAACGUUGCGACGAGUUGGAAAUGUUGAUCGAGAAGCAAAAGCAAGAUAUUGACAGUUUACGAUACGAAAUUCACUGGAAAGACAGUCGAAUUGAUUUUCUUCAAACUCAAUUACAACAACUUGACGUGGCUCACGCUGCUACUUCACGAUCCUCCUGA